AUGGGCUUUGAGAGAAUUAGAUACACCCCCUUGGAUGAAUGUAGAUACCCUGUCGGAUUGGAUGUCUACAUAGAUGAUCUACUUUCUUUAUUAGAUAUUGAUUCCAAUGAUGUACGAUUUGUAGUAAUAUGUGGCAUGGGUGGCCUCGGAAAGACAACUAUUGCAAAAGCUCUCUACAACCGUAUCUUUCGAAGCUUUAAAGGGAGUAGUUUUCUAAAAGAUAUAAGUGAAGAAGCAUCACAUAGGAAAAAAGGUAUAAUUUCUUUGCAAAAACAACUUCUUCAAGAUAUUUUGAAAAAGGAAAGUGACAUAACAAGUGUUUCUGGAGCAUUGAUAAAAGAUAGACUUCAUAGAGAAAAUAUUCUUCUUAUUCUUGAUAAUGUGGAUGAUGCUGAACAACUUGAUGCAUUGGCUGGUGGAUUCAAUUGGUUUGGUCAAGGAAGCAGAGUCAUAAUAACAGCUAGAGAUGACUACGUUUUGGAUGUACAUAAAAGAAAUAUUGGUAAAGAUAUUCCAAUAUACAAGCCUAAAGAAUUGAGUUUCAAGAAUUCUCUUAAGCUAUUAAGUUUGCAUGCAUUUAGAGAGAACGAACCUCCAGAAGAUUAUAAGCAACGUUCACACGAAGUUGUAUGUUAUGUUGGAGGGUUACCCCUUGCUCUAGAAGUAUUGGGUUCUUUUCUAAUUGGAAAAGUUGAAGAAUGGGAAGAGACGCUAGAAAGUUUAAAGAAUAUUCAUGGUGAUGAGGACUCUGGAAAGUCAAUAAAAAGAUAUGAUGACAAGGUCUUUGGAAAGUUGAAGAUAAGUUAUGAAAAACUAGGUGAUCAUGUGAAAACCAUAUUUCUUGAUAUUGCAUGCCAUUUCAUUGGAUGGGGGGUAGAAGAAACAAUUUUCUUAUGGAAAGCAUGUGAAUUGAGUCCAAGAUUAGCAAUUAAAGAACUAGUUCAAAAGCAUCUCUUAAAGAUUGAAGGUGAUAAUUAUGAGAGAUUGAGGAUGCACGAUCUACUCCGAGAUAUGGGAAGGACAAUUGUCAUGGAAUUCAGCUCUAAGGACCCCACCAAACGUUAUAGGUUGUGGUCUCAUGAUGAGGUGUUUAAAGUAUUAAAAAAAGACAAGGUAAGACCUAUUUGCUUGCAUCUUUUCUUAUUUACCUUUUAUGAUAACUAA
Messenger RNA from Macadamia integrifolia, 1164 nucleotides. Its product is annotated as disease resistance protein RUN1-like. The coding region runs from base 1 to 1164 and encodes 387 amino acids. Gene Ontology annotation, molecular function: ADP binding. The record is from RefSeq and is a predicted model, not a curated record. NCBI's taxonomy places the organism in Eukaryota, Viridiplantae, Streptophyta, Magnoliopsida, Proteales, Proteaceae. Gene Ontology annotation, biological process: defense response. The transcript has a single exon.